Molecule: messenger RNA, 339 nt
Organism: Aureobasidium uvarum
Lineage: Eukaryota; Fungi; Ascomycota; Dothideomycetes; Dothideales; Saccotheciaceae
Source: the annotation of a GenBank genome assembly
AUGACAACUCCAACCCAAACCAGCUCACCAAAAACAGAGAAUCCUGAUAAUGUAAACACAUGCAAACCCAUCUUUCGCAACAAUGCCGAUGCCGCCGCACGAGGCCCCUGGCGCAGCGAUCCAGAUGGAAUCUCUCACCUCGGCCCCGAUGGGGUACUACGCUCACUAAACGCCGACCACACCGCUGUGUUGGACUUUCGUCGCUGUUCUCCCGAGGAACUCACGGAGUUGGCGGCGCCUCUGGGUCAGGUCACUCAGGAUAGAUUGGUUGGUGUCGAUGGUCGCGAUGUGACUGACGAAGCACAGUUGUGGGCUGUUCCCGAGAAAAAGUGGUUGUGA